ACGGCAUGGCGCGAGCAGACCUUGGCUUCCUUGCGUCAUGACGAGUGGAUAUACUCUGGCAAGUACUAGUCCCCAGCACCGCGUAGAGGUGGCUGCCCAUAGCUGGGGUGUCUCAGAACGGGGUUCUAAGAACAGAAAGAACCUGUUCAUCUGGGAACGGUCCAGGGCACAGGUGAUACGACAUGGGGCCCAAUGGCCAUGAAGGGGAUAUCUCCGGAGAGAUUGAUACU
Molecule: messenger RNA, 230 nt
Organism: Aspergillus welwitschiae
Lineage: Eukaryota; Fungi; Ascomycota; Eurotiomycetes; Eurotiales; Aspergillaceae
Exons: 1
Coding region: 38-202 (54 amino acids)
Source: RefSeq, a predicted model, not a curated record